UCCUGUGCGCGUGCAGACUGUGCAGACCACACGAGCCCCCCUCCUGACCACCUGAGCCGCGCUCCUCCACCCUGAUCCUCUUAAACUGACGGAGGCUUCCCCGCCGCUGCGCACGGCUCGCACGCAGACGGGACUGAGGUUUUUCUUCAUCUGCUCACGACAAGUUCAGCAGCUGCGACGGAAGGAAGCGAGGUUCAGACGCAUGGUUCAAAGAAACAAGAGCACCAGAAGCUUCGCUCUGGAGGGAUGCUCACUGAGUGAGGACAGGAUUCCCGAGCCCGGACAGAACUUGACGGAAAACACGAGUGAUCCUGGGAUUUUCCUGAAUGGGAAAGUCUCGCGCUCUAAUGAAAUCCUCAUAAAUUAUAGUUCAUCUGCUCCGGCCGCCUUUUUGCCUAACCAAAUGCCACUCUAAUGCCCACAGGUGGGGUUAAAAGCCCCCUGUUUGGCUUGAAAUCGCCGUGACGCCCCUGUGGAGGAUUUCUCUGGCGGUUCGUCCCCGAGGAGCGCAGCACAGCCGCUGAGAUGGACCGACACACUGCGCCAUGGAUCACCGCCAACCUGACAGGAUACUAACCGUCAUUUAUUUAAGACAACUUUCACAUUUUCAGAGUGAUUUAAGGUUUUUUUUUUCCCGUAGCCAUUUUCAGUAAACUUUUGCUCCGCGGUCCUCCUCGUCUCUCUCGCUGUCACUCGGAUUUCCAUGAAGCGACCCAUCGGGUGAUUAUAACUACUUUCUUUGGGGGAUUUUGCUGUGGGUGCAGCGGAACAUCAUGUGGACGCCGACAGAGGACGAGAAAAUUGGAGUGGUCAUCUGCAACUUCCGAGGCUCAGUGACUCAGGGUCUGGCUCUGGAGGUGGGGGAGACUGUUCAGAUCCUGGAGAAAUGCGAAGGAUGGUACCGAGGGUUCUCAACGAGGAAGCCAAAUGUCAAGGGAGUUUUUCCCGCUAGCUACGUUCACUUGAAGAAAGCCAUCGUCACCAACAGAGGGCCACAUGAGACUGUGGUGCCUCUCGAAGACCCCAUUGUCACCGAGGUCACGUCAACACUGCAGGAAUGGGCCUUACUGUGGAAGCAGCUCUAUGUGAAACACAAGGUGGAUCUGUUCUACAAGGUUCGCCACGUGAUGAUGGAGCUGAUAGACCUGAGAAGGCAGCUGCUGUCUGGUCACCUGACACAAGACCAGAGCAGAGACGUCAAGAGACACAUCACCGUCAGACUCGACUGGGGCAACGAACACCUCGGUCUGGACCUGGUGCCGAGAAAGGAGUUUGAGAUGGUUGAUGAAGACCAGAUCAGCGUGUCAGACCUUUAUAAGAUGCAUCUUUCUAGCAGACACAGCGUACAGCAGAGCACCACACAGGGCGACAACGCCCGGCAGAGACAUGGGGAACCUUGCAGAGUUCCAGUACCUCAUCACCUGCUGGUCAACCUGAAGAGCUUCACCUACAACAGCAUAGGCGAGGACACGGACAUAUUCUUCUCCCUGUACGACCUGAGAGAGGGAAAGACCCUCAGUGAGAAGUUCAUGGUGAGACUGAACAAGAACGGAGGUCCAAAGAAUCCAGAGAAGGUGGACCGGCUGUGCGCCCUCUUCACGGAUCUGAGUAACAAAGACAUGAAGAGAGAUCUCUAUAUUGUCUCACAAGUUAUCAGGACAGGUCGAAUGCUGCUGAACGACAGUAAGAAGGGUCCUCUGCAUGUUCAGUACCGUCGACCGUAUGGCUGUGCAGUCCUGGCCAUGAGCGACGUGCUGCAGACCAUCUCAGAGCUCAAAGAGGAGAAAGAUUUUGUCCUUAAAGUGUACACGUGUAACAAUGAGAAUGAAUGGUACCAGAUCCAUGAGAACAUCAUCCGCAAGUCCAGCACCAAAUACACGGCACCCAGCACCAACUACGGGCUGAUCAUCUCCCUGCAGCUGCUGCGGGGCGACAUGGAGCAGGUCCGCAGAGAAAACCCGCUCAUUUUCAGCAGGGGGGUGGCCAUCACACGCAAACUGGGAUUCCCAGAUGUCAUCAUGCCCGGUGACAUCCGUAACGACCUGUACCUGACACUGGAGCGAGGAGAUUUUGAGAGGGGAGGGAAAAGCGUUCAGAAGAACAUCGAGGUGACCAUAUAUGUGCUGUACGCCGAUGGAGAAAUCCUCAAGGACUGCAUCAGUCUGGGUUCAGGUGAGCCCAACGUGCCAGAGCACCGCUCCUUUGUGCUCUACCAUAACAACAGCCCGCGAUGGAGCGAGGUGAUCAAACUGCCGAUUCCCAUUGACCGUUUCAGAGGGUCCCACCUACGCUUCGAGUUCAGACACUGCUCCACAAAGGACAAAGGAGAGAAAAAGCUGUUUGGUUUUGCCUUUACUCCUCUAAUGAGAGAGGAUGGAACCACUCUCUCUGAUGAGAGCCACGAGCUGUAUGUCUACAAGUGUGAUGAAAACACGACCUUCAGUAACCACGCCCUCUACCUGGGGCUGCCCUGCUGUAAGGAGGACUUCAACAGCUGUCCCAACAUCCCCUCCAGCCUCAUUUUCCAGCGCAGCAUGAAAGAGACCUUCUGGAUUUCCACACAGCUCUCCUCCACCAAGCUCACCCAGAACGUGGACCUCUUGGCCCUGCUGAAGUGGAAGGCCCAUCCCGACCGGGUCAUGGACAUCCUUGGACGGCUUCGGCAUGUCAGCGGAGAAGAGAUCGUCAAGUUUCUUCAGGACAUUCUGGACACCUUGUUCUCCAUCUUGGAUGACAACACAGACAAAUAUGGGCCGUUGGUUUUUCAGUCACUGGUGUUCAUUAUAAACCUGCUCAGGGACAGUAAAUAUUACCACUUCAGGCCGGUGAUGGACACUUACAUCCAGAAGCACUUUGCUGGAGCGUUAGCUUACAAAGAGCUGAUCCGCUGUCUGAGGUGGUACAUGGAUCGCUCUGCUGAGGUGGUGAGGCAGGACCACAUACAGGAAGCCAUGAGGGCUUUGGAGUAUCUGUUCAAGUUCAUCAUCCAGUCUCGGAUCCUUUACUCUCGGGCCACGUGUGGCAUGGAGGAGGAGCAGUUUCGCACCAGCAUCCAAGAACUCUUUCAGUCGAUCCGCUUCGUCCUCAGCCUGGACAGCCGCAACUCCGAGACGCUCAUCUUCACUCAGGGCCCCCAGCCUUGUCCGGGCCCAAAUCAAGUCCCAGGUCCCGGCGCCGGGCUUCCCGCUCCCUUAGCACUAGCUCCUGCCCCGGGCCAACCGCAGUCCACUGUCCUAGGACAGGUUCCUGGCAGCGGACAGGCCAACUGCACUCAGGCCGUGAGCGCCAACGCUCUGCGGCCGACUCCGCUGUCAGCUGCACUUUUGAACUCGUUCCCAGCCAUCUUUGAUGAGCUGCUGCAGAUGUUUACGGUCCAAGAGGUGGCCGAGUUUGUGCGCGGCACUCUGGGCAGCAUGCCGUCCACGGUGCACAUAGGACAGUCCAUGGAUGUGGUCAAGCUGCAGUCCAUAGCUCGGACCGUGGACAGCCGGCUCUUCUCUUUCCCAGAGUCUCGGAGGAUCCUACUUCCUGUGGUCCUCCAUCACAUCCACCUGCACUUGAGGCAACAGAAAGAGCUUCUCAUCUGCUCUGGAAUACUCAGCUCUAUAUUCUCUAUCAUCAAGACCAGCUCACUGGACACGUCGGUGCAGGAGGAGGUGGAGAUGAUGGUGGAGUCCCUGUUGGACGUCCUCCUGCAAACCCUGCUGUCAAUCAUGAGCAAGAGCCAAUCGCAGGAGGCGGUAAGGGGUCAACGCUGUCCGCAGUGCACCGCUGAGAUCACUGGAGAGUACGUGUCCUGCCUCCUGUCGCUUCUCCGUCAGAUGACAGAUAUCCACUUCCAGCACCUGAUGGAAAACUUCCAGAGCAAAGAUGAGCUGAAGGAGUUUCUGCUGAAGAUUCUGUGUGUGUUUAGAAAUCUGAUGAAGCUCAGCAUUUUCCCCCGAGACUGGAAUAUCAUGAGACUCCUCACCAGCAACAUCAUCCUGACCACAGCGCAGUACCUCUCUCCUGCUCUGCACAAGAACUUUACAGAAGCCGACUUUGACUUUAAGGUGUGGAAUUCCUACUUCAGCCUGGCGGUGCUCUACAUCAACCAGCCCAGUUUACAGUUGGAAAAUUUGAGUCCUGCUAAGAGGAAGAAGGUCUUAGACAAAUACGGUGACAUGAGAGUGAUGAUGACCUACGAGCUUUUCAGCAUGUGGCAGAAUCUGGGUGAGAAUAAGAUCCACUUCAUUCCCGGAAUGAUUGGUCCGUUCCUGGGAGUGACGCUGGUCCCGCAGGUGGAGGUGCGAAACAUCAUGAUCCCGAUUUUCCAUGACAUGAUGGACUGGGAGCAGCGCAAGAAUGGGAACUUCAAACAGGUGGAGGCUGAGCUGAUUGACAAGCUGGACAGUUUGGUGUCGGAGGGGAAAGGAGACGAGAACUACAGGGAGCUCUUCGGUUUGCUAACCCAGCUGUUUGGGCCUUACCCCAGCCUGCUGGAGAAGAUCGAGCAGGAGACGUGGAGAGAGACGGGCAUCUCCUUCGUUACCUCUGUCACACGACUGAUGGAGCGACUGCUCGACUACCGGGACUGUAUGAAGGGAGAUGAAACAGAAAACAAGAAGAUUGGCUGCACAGUUAACCUCCUGAACUUCUACAAGUCAGAGAUCAACAAGGAGGAGAUGUACAUCCGCUACAUCCACAAACUGUGUGACAUGCAUCUCCAGGCGGAGAACUACACAGAGGCCGCGUUCACCCUGCUGUUAUACUGGGAGCUGCUGCACUGGGACGAGCGUCCUCUGAAGGAGUUCCUGCAUUAUCCUGCACAGACCGAGUGGCACCGCAAGGAGGGACUCUGCAGGAAAGUCAUCCACUACUUCAACAAGGGGAAGUGUUGGGAGUAUGGCAUUCCUCUGUGCAGGGAGCUGGCCUUCCAGUACGAAUCCCUGUACGACUACCAAAGUCUCAGCUGGAUACGGAAAAUGGAGGCGGCUUAUUACGACAACAUCAUGGAGCAGCAGCGCCUGGAGCCCGAGUUCUUCAGGGUCGGCUUCUACGGCAGGAAGUUCCCUUUCUUCCUCAGAAACAAAGAGUUCGUCUGCCGUGGUCAUGAUUACGAAAGGUUAGAAGCCUUCCAGCAAAGGAUGCUGGGUGAAUUCCCGCAAGCCAUUGCAAUGCAGCACCCCAACCAACCAGACGAGGCCAUCCUGCAGUGUGACGCACAGUACCUCCAGAUCUACGCAGUAACGCCAGUGCCGGACAGCGUGACCGUCCUUCAGAUGGACCGAGUACCGGACCGCAUUAAGAGUUUCUAUCGAGUGAACAACGUUCGCCGCUUCCGUUACGACAGGCCCUUCCACAAAGGCCCCAAAGAUCGAGACAAUGAGUUCAAAAGUCUGUGGAUAGAAAGGACGACUCUGAUCCUCACCCACCCUCUGCCCGGGAUUUCCCGCUGGUUUGAGGUGGAGAAGAGAGAGCUGGUGGAGGUGAGCCCGUUAGAAAACGCCAUCUCUGUGGUGGAGAAUAAGAACCAGGAGCUGCGGACUUUGAUCAGCCAGUACCAGCACAAGCAGCUGCACGGCAACAUCAACCUGCUCAGCAUGACGCUCAACGGGGUCAUCGACGCCGCUGUUAACGGAGGCAUCGCCAGAUACCAAGAGGCUUUCUUUGAUAAGGAGUACAUCACGAGCCACCCUGAAGACACUGAGAAGAUCACACAGCUUAAAGACCUGAUGCAGGAGCAGGUUCACAUCCUGGGAGUCGGUCUGGCUGUGCAUGAGAAGCUGGUGCACCCAGAAAUGCGUCCCCUGCACAAGAAGCUGAUAGAUCAGUUCCAGAUGAUGAGGAGCAGCCUCUGCCAUUGCUUCUAUGUGUCUCUGCAGGGUCUGCCUGGUUUAGACAAGUCCGGCUCAGGGCCCAACACACCCAGAGGAAUCCUGGCCACUCACGGCCCCAUGAGCCCCGAGAGCUUCAAACUGAUGCACCGACACAGUCCCAUAGCUGUUCUGACUCCUGUGCGCAACUCCUCCUCCUCUCUCUCCUCUCACAACUCCAGUGAGAUGGGAAACGUUGGCAAUCUGCUGAUCCUGGCUGACGGCAUGGUGGUGGAACACCCCGAGGACUUCUACCGCAUGCAGGCGAGCCUGUCCUCCUCCAGUCUUAGCUCCACCCACUCUGCGCCUUCUCAGAUGAUAAACUCCGCCCCCUCAACCAUCAGAGUCGGCUCUCCGUCUCUGCCUGACAAAUACAGACACAACAGAGAGAUGCUGAUGCUGCUGCCGCCGCACAGAGAGAGGCCGAGCAGCGCGAUGUACACCAACAUCACAGACAAUGGACAGCCACCAAACUUCCAGCGGGCUUUGUUCCACCAGGUGAUCGGUCCAUGCAAACCCUGCAGCGACCCAAACCUCUCUGUGGCUGAGAAAGUCCUGACCACUCCCAGUAGUUGGAGUUUGGACAGCGGUACCAGAGAAGCCCUCCCUUUCCUUUCCUCCCACGUUGGCAGUGUCAUGGCUCCACCUGUUCCACCACGCAACCUGCCUCAAGGGCAACACCUGUCGAUGCACUUUGACGCUUUCCACCACCAGGUCAGCGACCUCCCUCCAGCUCUCCCCGCGCGCUCUUUAAGAAAGUCUCCCCUGCACCCUAUACCUGCCUCGCCCACCAGUCCACAGUCCAUCCUGGAUGGCAGUAACUCCAACCUGUCAGGCAGCGCCAGCUCCGGAGUCUCCUCCCUCAGUGAGAGCAACUUUGGUGGCCCCGCCUCCUCCUCUGACCCCACCGCCAGCCGCACAGACACCCUGGAGUCCGUCCCCAGCAGCCAGGCUUGGACCACCGACCAGGAGGACCUCGACUCACCUUACCAGCCAGUCAGGUACAGCGUCUCCGAACCUGAAGUCCUGGACGGAGUCAAGCCCCCGCCCUGCCGCAGCCACUCUGCCCCGGGAGGCGUCACCCCGGCUCAGGCGGGGUCCCAAAUCCAGCCCCAGGCUCCAGGUUCGGCCUCCAUCGGAGUUCAACAAAUGCAGCAGCAGGAUGUGCUGCCACACCCCCAACACCCCCACUACUACCACCAACUCCACCAUCACUUCCACCCACACUACAUCCCCCACCACCCGCCUCUCUACCACCUCCAUGAGCCUCCGGCGCUGCCCCCUAAACCCUACCUCCGAGAGGGCUGCAUCCCUGAAGAGGACUCCCUGAUCAGCCAGUCUGCAGCGCCUCCACCUCCCGCACCACGGCCCAUGCCACGCAAGAUCUCCCAGCCCAUAAUCGCAGCCACCAAGGAUGAGCAGGCUAAAGUGGCGUGGGAGCACGGCAUCGGCGAGGAGUAGGACGCCCCCUCAUGGUUGUAGAGACAGAUAAGAAACUCUUCUUAAAAGAGGGAAAGAAAAGACGUGAGAGCGAGAGCCAAACUACAAACUGGGUCAUGAAGUUGAGGGAAGCUCUGAUUCGCCCCCCAGCUGUCCUCCAGUUACCACUAAAGGUUUCAGUCUGCUCUCGCACACUCCAUCGGGUUAACGAGUCCUUGACCUCUGAGAAGUGUUUCCUUUAACCAAACAGUCCUCACGUCACUGCAUCCUGAUUCUUUGUUUCUUAUAUGUGCAGACGGGGGUUUAACCUGAGAAAAUGCUGCUCAGCUUUUUCACUAAAUUCAUGAUUACACCUGAAACAGAACCCGUGAUUUUACGAAGCGAUUUCUAGUCAAAUCAAAAAAACCUCGCUCUGAAGAUUUAAAGGCAAACGGCACUUUAAAAACAUUUUUAUUUAUGUACAAAUAAAACCUAUAGACACAGAACGGUCAAAGCAGGGAUGUUAAACUGAAGGAUUAUUUAGAUCAGUGAUUCCUAAAGUGUGGGCCGCUGCCCCUUAGUGGGCUGUGAAGGUACUGCAGGGUGUCCUCCAGAGGCCAGAUUCCAUGAACCUCGAUGAUACAACAUUUUACAACAUCUGGAGUUUAUUUGUGUGGGAAUCUUCACAUAUCCUAAAAAAACUGUAAAAGGACAAACUGCAGGUUUGUGAAGGACUUUCCCUCCUCCCUCGCUGAGCUGACGCAAUAAGCACAACAAGAUGUUAUUUCAUGAGAUUUCACGUUAUUGUCCGUUUUCCUCUCUGCAUCACUGCAGAUUAACUAAGAAAGGAAAAUCAUUUCCUUUGUUUUGACUUCACCCAGUUAAGUAGUCUCCCUGUAUUUCUAUUUUUUUAAAGCCAUUGGAUAAAAGCCAGAUUUUAGGAAAGUGCCUGUCCUGCAGUGAACAAAAUGUGGGACACUGUCUUGAUGUGGGACGAGGGGACCAAAGGUCAGUCUCGUGUGGACUCCAGUUUAGCAGCUUUAAGUUUGGGAAUCACUGAUUUAGAUGAUUUAAAAAGAUGAAAACAAAAGGCCAAAAUUAAAGCAAAUAACUAAUGAUGAUUAUUUCUUUCACACAAACAGCGGCUAUAAAGGCAUCGGUUAAAGGUACUUUUUGUAACGAUGUAAAUAAAACGUUCACCACCAGGGGGCAGCGUUUGAACAAAAAGGUAAUACACCAAAGUACGGCCGGGACCUCAUUUGACUACGGUUGAUAUCUUAACAGAAAACACAGACAGUUUUGGACAUAAAGUCAUGCUGGUAUUUAUAUUCUGUUAACUUUUGUUAAUAUUAGAAAACAGGAAGUUACAAAAAGUACCUUUAAGUGAUGUUUUAUGCAAACAGAGCGACGGCUUUCGAAGAUUUUCAGUCACUUUUUCCUGAAAUGUUGAAGAUAAACGACAGAGAUGAGAAGUGUUUAUAUUUAAGAGAGAAUGUAGAUACAUGUAAUACAGUAUAAAGAAGUAUAUGCAUAUAAUUUAUAUUCAGCCGUUAUGCUUUUGAUUGAAGAAAUGUGCAGAUGGCUUUCUGAGCCGACAGUAGCGGCUUCAUUGGACGCGAUGUGCUCUUCACAACAGCUGAAGGUUUUAUUGCAGCUCCUGAAAACAGGAGCGAGGGAACGAUUGAUCUGAGGGUUUUUUUAAAGCCAACGAUGCGUUCAGCGGAAGAACCUGUAAAUAUGAACGAGGCGUCCGACUGCUGGUAUUUUUAGGGAUAUUAACUGAAGUAAAUAUUCACCUUUUUUGGCAUUUUUUCUAUGAAAGUAAUGACUGUACAUUUUUUAAUCAGGGUACUGUUUUGUAUGCAUGUUCACUGAGCAGAGACUGUGAGGAGAAGCACUGGAAGCACUGGAGAAAUACUGUACUGUGCACUGAUGUCUUUGUAGUCUAGGAAACCACUUUGAACACCAAGGAUGUUGAAUCAGCAGGAUUUAGUAGUAGACGUGUAAAAGUACUGCAAAGGGUCAUACUUUUGUAUUUUAGUGUUUUGUUUUAAGUAUUCUUUUUACAUUUAGCACUCAGAUUGUGUGCAGACUGUCAUCCUGAUCACUUCGCCCCCUUUUGAGGUUGAACAGCCGUUAGCUCACAUGGCUAAAAUCCUCGUUGUGUUUGCCUGGUGUCCGAUCACCUUCUCACAUUUUGCAUGGUGAAGCUGAUCGUUGUGUUUGAGCUUUGUCCUGUUUUGGUUCCUCCUGAAGGUGCAAACUCAGAAUCCUGAAUCAGUGUCAUAUUGUGUUGGUGACGAUGGCCGGUGGCGCUGUAGUUUGUAGUUUUGAACUUAAGUCCAGCUAAAUUUAGAUAAAUUCAUUACAGAAAAUAGUCCCCAAAAGCUGUUUCCCCUGUGAGGCUGAAUAAUAAUAAUAACACUAUUUCUUUGCAAAGUGCUUUGACAGAAAGGGAAAAAUAGAAAAAUGCAUUUCAACAGGAAGCUGCACAUCGGGGCGAAGAGCGAGCUGGGACACAUUAAAAGUUACAACAGAAGAGAACAACGAUGAAAUAAAUCAAAUCAAAUCAACAUUGUCUACAUAAAGGGCUGAAAGCAAAAAACAAUGAAAUGGGGUGAUAAAUGCAUAAGUAAAUAUAGGCAUCACAUAAAAAUAUGUCUAUGAAGAAGUGAGUCAGGUUGAGAGAUUUUAGAUUUGAGGAUUAACGACCUGAGUACGCGCUCUGCCUCGUAUGGCUUUAGCUGCUUUAGAGAAGCUGAAGGUUUGUUUUCAGUGGAACGACGAGACUGUGUGUGUGAGCGCGUCUGCACGUUUAGAACCGUCACAAACUUUACUUCAUCCAUUAAAUCAUUUUCAGGAGUUACUAAACUCGACCAGUUCUGGAUUUUCUGACUCUGUCACACCAGGAUGGAUGUGUGCAGUAAACACAACCAUAGUUUACAAAGAACAGCCAGUCUAAAGAGACGGGCACUAAAGCAGCUUGUUUCAGACACACUGCAGUAUUAUUUUUAACUAUGAGUCAUACAAAGCUGCUCUGGUAGAGGAGCUUACAUCAAAAUAUGGAGCUCGAAAUGAGCAGAGCGGGUCCACAUUAAAUAUUCAGCUCCUGUAAUGUCAGUGAACGUGUGUGCUGCAUUCACUGACCCAGUAAGCUACAUGGAACAACAGCCAUCAUUCAGACCGUUGUUGCGCCUGUGCAUUUCCUGCUGCGUGCAUGGUGUGAGCUGUGUGAACACUGAUACGGGCCCGCUGCUUGAUUUAUCCACCAUAAACAUACGAGUGAAGCGGUGAUGGUUAAAGAUGUUCAGUGGAGGUUUAGAGCCGGACUUUUUGUUUUCAGUGGAGCUCUGCGUCCGAUGAGUGUUUCCAGUCACUUUAUUCCCCACUUAUAAAAGUUAAAGCCAUGAAACUGUCCUGUGGCUCACACAGAGGCUGCACCACAGCCCAGACAGUUUGCAGCCUUCAUGAAACAACAUGAGAGGUGAAUUAUGCAGCACGGCUCGAGUUACCUCCUUGAACCUUUCUGUUUUUAGAUCUGUAUCUUCACUCUUUAUUAGUUUCUUUUAGUUAUAAAUGUCAUUUAAAAUAAUUUUAGUUCAUUUAUUCCCUAAAUGAUCAACUCUUUCAUCCUUGUGUGAAGAGUUCGAGCUGAUUGUUGUCCUGUUGAAACUGAAACCCAUAUUAACACUCAGUGCAGCUGAUGGUGGAUUCAUGCGCUGUGUGUAUUUACAGCGAUAUAGAAAGUUGUUACAGACUCGCACUGACGCCUUUGUGUUUAUGCCAACAACAUAUAAUCUUACCUCUGUUUUAAACAGCUUUGAGUGCUCUCAAAGUUUUUCUCACAGCACAUCUGUCAUGCUUGUUGCCUUUGCAAAACAUGAAGAUUGAUAUUAAUAUGUUUAGGUUUAUACAAAGCCAGAUUUAGAAAUCACCUUAUUGCAUUUUCUUCCUGCAACCUUUACCUACAGUUCACAUAACGCACCGGAAGGUUUAAUUUUUUAUCACUUUUCUGUCAUUCUGUGUGUUUGUUGUUUAUCUGUAAAGCAUCGUGCUCCUGAUGCAGUCGUGCUGACCCGUUUAUGUUUGAUCUUUCUGAGCCUACAAAGAGCUGUGAGCAGGGAUGCUGUAAAUACAUGACACAGGCAGGUUACAGAAGCUUUUCAGCAAUGAGAAACUGCAAUAAUGAAGGUGUGUGCUGUUACGGCAGUUUGUGAGAGAGUGUGUGUUAUAUCGGGAUCGAUCUACACGAGAGGGAGAGAGAGAGAAGUCACACACCAGUUUACUAAAGAAAAGUUCACAGCAGAAUUAAAUGUACAUUAUUUUCUCCUGAUUUUUAUUUCUGUUCAUCCUUUUAGAACAUUUUGAUAUCUGCCGUCUUUUAAAUAUAUCUGAGCUAAACUGAGAUCAUUGACAGCUACUGAGAAAUAAAGAAAAAGCAACAACCUAUUAAAGAUGUUUCAUGUAGGAACUAUUUUCUUUUCCCUGAACUAAACCCGCCAACCGAAUCACUCUGCAGGAGAAAAUGUGCCUGUGCAACGCCCAAUCACAGUGUCCCACUCAGGAUCAACCCUCACACAUUUAAAUGAUGUCAUCUGUGUUUGCAGCAAAAAUGUGAAUCAGCAUGUUGUCACAUACUUUACAUGCAUAUGCUGCAAUCACGCACUCAUAGAUUUCCUUUUGCCUUUUGUGUCGUUGCUCCUUUUGUCUUGUUGUGUUACAGUUUUAUUCUGGUGCUUUUUUUUUUUUAAAUCUCGGUAACAGUUUGUUUUGUCCUGUGAGUGGACACUGGGAUUGGGCCUGUAUAUAAAGGAUGGCUGUAGCUUCCACGUCUGAAAAUUAAAACAAAGCUGGAAGUUGCGUUCUUUCCAGUGGCCACUAGGGGGCAACUGUUUGUCCUGCAAAAAAAGUCUGAGAAAACAACCCCGCAGCUUGAACUGUGACCUCAGUAAAUAUUUACCUGAUGAGUCUCACUAGUGUCAGGACUUUAAUUUUAUCAGCUGUUGAUCUAUUGGAGGCAAACGAGUGGAUAAAAGAGAUGUGUAAGCGGUUACUACGGUUACCACAGUUAAAAUGACAUCUUUGAUUUUGCUGUGAACUCUUGCUUUAAACAAACAGUCCUGCACACUUGGUCUGCAGCGAUGACGUGUUCAGAUUUCAGUGAAUCAAACUCGAAGCAGGUGAAGAUGAACUAUGCAAAUCAGAGGUUUGUUUGCAGGACGUUCAGUUCAUUCUUUUGUUCUUUGGCUUGAACGUGUCGGAUGGCAGGAAAAUUAAAAGUAGUUUGGUACUUUUUUAAAGAAAGUAAGUUUUGUGUGAAACUAAAACCACUGACCCCACCAGUCUGUGUUUCCUUUAAAAGGAGGAACGUGGAGGGAAAUCCGACGGAGCUCACGGAGGAGACAGGCUGAUUUCUUUGUACAUAAACGAGGAGAGGGCGUAUUUAUCGCAGGCAUAAAGGGCAAACCUCGUAUACAUGUAGACUGUGGUCGUCUCGCCUUGUGUUUUCUGAUGUAAACCAGUUUUUAAACCCGGUCCACAGCGAUCCAAGUUCAUUCUGUCGAAUUAUCCCGAUCGUUUCAGGGCAGCUGAGCAGACGUUUAUUAUGAUUUUGUGUAUUUUGCAUCAAUGACAAAUCUAGAUAGUUCCAACGAUGGCACUCCUUUGUAUGACGACGCUAAUAGUAUUUCUUGUAUAUAAAAGUCUUUGUUGUGUUAGCAUGGGUAUAAACUGUGACGUGUAUGAUGGUAGAUGUAAAUACUCACGUUUUUCCUACUCACUAAACAAACUGCUGUGUUGUGGAUUCAUGAUUAAUGACAAACAUUAAAUGAUAAAGUUUUAUUGACUC
Molecule: messenger RNA, 13122 nt
Organism: Pelmatolapia mariae (spotted tilapia)
Lineage: Eukaryota; Metazoa; Chordata; Actinopteri; Cichliformes; Cichlidae
Product: dedicator of cytokinesis protein 3-like
Exons: 55
Coding region: 774-7316 (2180 amino acids)
Biological process (GO): small GTPase-mediated signal transduction
Cellular component (GO): cytoplasm; plasma membrane
Molecular function (GO): small GTPase binding; guanyl-nucleotide exchange factor activity
Source: RefSeq, a predicted model, not a curated record